AUGAGCACCCCAUACGACAGAGUCAAAGGCUCCGAGGAGCACAUUCUCGACAUCGGGGAGGGUCGGCAGCUCGCCUUUGCCCACAACGGCCCUCCCGCCUCUCGCGUCGUCGUGCUAAGCUUCACCGGCCUUAACAGCGUCGGCUCCGUCCCGGAUGUGCCCGAGCCAUGUCGGGAGGUGGGCGUGCACUGGAUCCAUCCCACGCUGCCCGGCAUGGGCAAGUCGAGUGCUAGGACGCCGGGCGACAAGUACCACGUAGCACUCGUACGGGACAUGACGACCCUCCUCAAUCACCUAUAUCCGACGGGCGACUUUGACAAGCUGUACGUCUGCGGUGGGUCGUACGGUACGGUACAGGCGCAGAUGAUCUACGGCGCUCCGUAUGACCGCUUUCCGGCGGGCCGCAAGAUCGCCGGAUGUGUUCUCAUGGGCGGCUUCUCCCCGUUCAAGUAUCACGUCGACUACGCCAGCACGCUCACAUGGCAUAGCUGGAUCAGCGUGGGACCGCCGUCGCAGUUCAUCCCCUUCCACAUCCUGCAGCGCUCCCUCAGCACCGUCCUCGCGUCCAAGUUCAAGACGUUAGACGGCGCCAAGGGCUUCCUCGACCAAAUCCUGUUCUCCAAGAUGGACGGCGACGAGCGCAAGAAACUGGCCGAAUUUCUCGCCAACAGGGGCCAGACAGAGGAGGAGUUUAUCGAGGCGUUCGCCAAGGGAGGCAUCCGGUGCUGCGAGCAAUGGGGCGGCUUCCACGAGGUGUCGGAUGUGAUCCACUCGGAUUGGGGCUUUGAACCCGCCAAGCUCGACGAUGACCACGCAUCUCGGCCAGUGCUGAUUGUGGGAUCCGAUAAGGACCCCCAGGGUGGAAGCACAAACGGGUGGCUGGCUGCCAACUAUAAGACCUCGAGACUCAAGACGGUUCCAGGAGGGCACCUCGCAUCCUUGUACUACCUGGACGAGAUUUGGCGCGAGAUAUUUGAGAUGAGCCGAGAAGGUGGCCUUUAG
Messenger RNA from Fusarium oxysporum Fo47, 1002 nucleotides. Its product is annotated as Alpha/Beta hydrolase protein. The transcript has a single exon. The record is from RefSeq and is a predicted model, not a curated record. Bases 1 to 1002 code for a protein of 333 amino acids. Lineage: Eukaryota; Fungi; Ascomycota; Sordariomycetes; Hypocreales; Nectriaceae.